AUGUCUAUCAACAACAACACAACUUCCUACCAAGGCGUCGUGUCUCCACAAUUUUACUUAUCGAGCAUGCCUCCUCCAUCAGCAGGAAACAUAGCUUGGAGUGUCUGCCUUGCGAUCGUUGGGCUGCUAACGAUUGUUUUCAACUCUCUCACCAUCACCGCCUUCUCCCAACCAAGACUCAGAAGGCCUCCACACUAUUUGCUAAUCUCACUGGCAUGUGCCGAUAUCAUGGUGGGAUCCAUGUCGAUACCAAUUUACACCACUGGAAUGCUCAAUGCUGUCAGAAUCACUGUAAAAAGAAGGGCCGUGUUCUGGUUCUUUGAUUUUCUGCCAGGACUGGCCUCUAUAUUUACUCUGGGGGCAGUAUCACUUGAGAGGCUGUUUGCAAUAGGCUGGCCCAUUCUUCACAGGGUCACUUCACCGAAGAUGUACUUUGCAUUUAUCGCAAUACCAUGGAUUUUAGCGUUAAUGGUCGCCUCUUUGCCGCUAUUCGAUAUGUACAGGUUGUUACCUCAGGGUCUAAUGUUUACCGUUGUCACUACUUAUAUCAUACUGUGGCUUAAAGUGAGAUUGGAAAGAAGCAGCGAUGUCUCUGGAGCCGACAGAACUGUGAGAGAAAAAGACAAGCGCUUAGCGAUCACACUCGUCAUAGCCACCGUGAUUUUCGUUUUUACAGGGCUGCCUUAUCCAAUCAUGUUAAGCAUUGUUAAUCUUUGUCGUCCGUGCCUGUUCAAGAGAUUUCAACUGCUCUCUUAUCUCUCCUCAGUGAGCAAGUUUUUGCAUUUGAGCAAUUCUUUUCUCAAUUUUGUAGUGUAUAUUUUAAGGAUAGCUGAAUUUCGUGCACUCAUCACUAGACUAGUCUGUUGGAGGAAUCUCUCUACACGAGUAGAUGUGGCUUCGUCUCAUCAUCGCACAUCCAAGAUAAAAUCAUCUGAGAACACUCGUGUUGGCCAGGUCAGCCAUGACUGA
Molecule: messenger RNA, 969 nt
Organism: Porites lobata
Lineage: Eukaryota; Metazoa; Cnidaria; Anthozoa; Scleractinia; Poritidae
Source: the annotation of a GenBank genome assembly